GUUGGCCGUCUGCAGAGCGAUCCGGCAGGUGGUAAACAAAGACACGAUCAGGAGGGGAUUCAACGAUAAUGCAGCAGCAUGGCUGUGUUGGAACUUUACACCGAGUACAACAGAGUGUGGAUCCCAGAUGCAGAUCAUGUGUGGAAAUCAGCAGAGAUUACGAGAGACUUCCAAUCGGGAGAUAAAGUCCUGGAGCUGCUCCUGGAAGAUGGCACUGAACACCACUACCCUGUUGACCCCUCAAAACCACAGCUCCCCCCUCUGCGAAACCCGGACAUCUUGGUGGGGGAGAACGACCUGACGGCUCUCAGUUACCUUCACGAGCCCGCGGUCCUCCACAAUCUCAAAGUGCGGUUCGUGGAGUCCAGGAUCAUCUACACCUACUGCGGCAUCAUACUGGUGGCUGUAAAUCCUUAUAAACAACUCCCCAUUUAUGGAGAUGCAAUCAUUCACGCCUACUCCGGCCAGAACAUGGGCGACAUGGAUCCACAUAUAUUUGCAGUGGCUGAGGAGGCCUACAAACAGAUGGCCAGAAACCACAAGAACCAGUCCAUCAUCGUCAGCGGCGAGUCCGGAGCCGGGAAGACUGUGUCUGCUCGGUAUGCCAUGAGGUAUUUUGCUGUGGUGAGCAAAUCUGGAAGUAAGACCCGGGUGGAGGACAAGGUUCUGGCAUCCAAUCCGGUAACAGAGGCAAUAGGGAAUGCAAAGACCACCAGGAAUGACAACAGCAGCCGCUUUGGGAAGUACACCGAGAUCAGCUUCGACCGGCGCUACUGUAUCAUCGGAGCCAACAUGAGGACCUACCUGCUGGAGAAAUCCAGAGUCGUUUUCCAGGCAGACAACGAGCGAAACUAUCACAUUUUCUACCAGAUGUGUUCUUGUGCACAUCUGCCAGAAUUUAAGACCCUCAGACUGUUGAGUGCUGAUAAGUUCAGUUACACCUGCAUGGGCGGCAACACGACCAUCGAAGGUGUAGAUGACAAGAAGGACAUGGAGGAGACUCAGCGGACGUUCUCUAUGUUGGGACUGAAGGAGGAUUUCCAGGCGGAUGUUUUCAAAGUCCUGGCAGCUAUUCUGCAUUUGGGGAAUGUCGAGAUCAGAAGUGCUGGAGAUGAUAAAUCCUUAAUUGCUCCAAACGAUCCUCACUUGGCAGUCUUCUGCGAGCUGCUCGGCGUGGCUGCGGGCGAGCUGGUCCGCUGGCUGUGCCACCGGAAGAUCGUUCUGGUGGCGGAGACCGUGGUGAAGCCCCUGCCCAGGAAGAGGGCGGUCAACGCCCGCGACGCCCUGGCCAAGCAGAUCUACGCCCAUCUGUUUGACUGCAUCAUAAACAGGAUCAACACGGCGCUGCAGGUUCCAGGAAAGCAGCACGCUUUCAUUGGAGUUCUGGACAUUUACGGCUUUGAGACGUUCAACAUCAACAGCUUUGAACAGUUUUGCAUCAACUAUGCCAACGAGAAGCUCCAGCAGCAGUUCAACCUGCACGUGUUCAAACUGGAGCAAGAGGAGUACAUGAAGGAGGACAUCCCAUGGACGCUGAUCGAUUUCUACGAUAAUCAGCCGGUCAUCGACCUGAUCGAAGCAAAGAUGGGGAUCUUCGAGCUGCUCGAUGAAGAAUGUUUAUUCCCUCAAGGUACCGAUCACAGCUGGCUGCAGAAGCUGCACAACUACCUGGAUGCCAACCCGCUGUAUGAGAAGCCCAGGCUAUCAAAUGAGGCGUUUGUGAUUCAGCACUUUGCAGACAAGGUGGAGUAUCAGUGCACAGGCUUUUUGGAGAAAAACCGGGAUGCUCUUUAUGAAGAGUUGAUUGAAACGAUGAGAGUCAGUCAGUUCUCCUUUCUGGCCAACUUUUUCCAAGAGGAGGAGCAAAACCCUGUGAACAGUAAGAGUGUGAAAGUUCGGGCUGCCAGGCCUCCGCUGAAACCCACCAACAAACAGCUCAGAACCUCAGUUGGAAAUAAAUUCCGCAGCUCUCUCUCCUUACUGAUGGAAACGCUGAACGCCACCACCCCUCACUACGUGCGUUGCAUUAAGCCCAAUGAUGAGAAGCUCCCAUUUGAGUACGACUCCGGGAGAGUCGUGCAGCAGCUGCGAGCCUGUGGAGUCCUGGAAACGAUCCGGAUCAGUGCACAGAGCUAUCCCUCCAGGUGGACUUACAUCGAGUUUUACAGCCGGUACAGUAUCCUUAUGACGCACCAGGAGGCAGAACUCACGGACAAGAAACAGACCUGCAAGAAUGUGCUGCAGAGGUUGAUUCAGGACUCCAACCAGUACAAGUUUGGCCGGACGAAAAUCUUCUUCCGGGCCGGUCAGGUGGCUUAUCUGGAGAAGCUGCGUCUGGAUCGACUCCGGGGAGCCUGCGUGACGAUCCAGAAGCACGUGCGAGGCUGGAGCCAGAGGAGGAAGUAUCUGGCCAUGAGAUCAGCGGCAAUCAUCCUGCAACAGUACAUCCGCGGGAAGAGGACAGUCCGGAAAGCAGUGAAUCCUACAACCCUGAAGCAGGGCUGGGCUGCACUGGUGAUCCAGAGGCACUGGAGAGGCUACCACAUGAGGCAGAUCUACAGAGUCGUCCGUCUGGCCUCCAUUACGAUCCAGUCCUUCACACGAGGCUGGCUGGCCCGCAAACGGUACCGGAAGAUGUUGAAGGAGCACAAAGCGCUGGUCAUACAAAAGUACGCCAGAGCGUGGCUGGCACGGCGGCGAUUUCAGACCAUGCGGCGGCUGGUGCUGAAUGUUCAGCUCUCCUACAGGGUGCAGCAGCUCAGAAAGAAGAUAGAGGAGCAGAACAAAGAGAACCGUGGCUUGAUGGAGAGACUGACCAGCUUGGCCAACUCAAACUCUCAAACUGUGGAUCGACUCCAGAGUCUGGAGGUACAGCUGGAAAAAUCUACCAGCCAGAGAGCGUCUUUGGAGGCGAGAGAGAAGAAAGCAAAAGAAGAGGCUGGUCUGACGAUUGCAGAGCUUCAAAAGAAAAUAGAUGCCGUAAACCUUGAAAAGCAGAGCUUGGAGACACAGUUUAAAACUUCUACCAAAAACACCAAAGAGAGCUUCGAUCAAAUCAAAAGGAGUCUUCUGGAAGAAAAAGAAAAUGAAGCAAGGCUCAGAAAGAUUGCAGAAAACAACAUCGACAUUCAGAGAGAGGACCACGAGAACGAGGUGGAGACCCUCAAAGAGGAGAUCAAAAGAUUGAAAGAAGAGAAAGUCAGUCUGCAGAGGAAGAUCGAGGAGGGGGAGCAGUUGAACUCUGACCUGCAGGAGCAGAACGUGCAGCUCAGCAGACACGUCAAGGUCAUCCCCGAGCUGCGCCGGGAGCUGAGCAACCUGGAAAACCAGAGGAAGGGCAUGGACCGAAAGAUCAAGCAACAGGCAGAGCUGGCAAAAUCGAAAACGGUCGAGAUCGUGACACAACUUCUGAGCGGUGUUGUUGAAGAGGAGCUUCUUCUGAGGCUGACCCAAGAUGACUCUGAGAAGACGGACGAAGCUGAAGUCCUGCUGAUGGCGUUUGAAGGCCUGCAGAAAGCAGCCAGGAUCCUGGAAAGCAACCAGAGAGAACAGAAGGAAAGCCACGGCGUGCAGGUGGAGGGCUUGAAACUGAAAGUUGACCACCUCCAGAAUGAGAACAGCAAGCUGCAGAACCUCUUCCAGGAGAAAAGCAACGUCAAUGAAAGCAUUCGACAAGAAGUGUCUCGGCUCAGCAGUGAAAACUCAGCCAUCCCCGAGCUGAAACUUCAGGUUUCAGAGCUGCAGAGACAAAAACAAGAGCUCGAGGGCCACAUUGAGCAACAGAAGACAGAGAUAACAGAAAAAACCAAGGAGAUCACCACCACUCUGCAGAGCAGAAUCACAGAAGAGAGCACACAGCGCCGGCUCCUUGAGGAGAAAGCUGAAGGGCUGGAGGAGGCGAACAGGGAGCUUCAAGUCCAAAUGAGGGAGCUGGAGGAGGAGGUCGAUCACCUGAAGAGACAGCAGCUGAUGGAGAUGGAAAUCAAGAGGAAGCUCAGACAGGAGGCGUCGCAGCUGACUGCUGAGAACAUGGACUUUGAAGAGCUGCUUGACCAGAAAAACAGAUUAAUAAAGAGACUCCAGAGUCAGAUAAAGAGCCUCGAAGCUUCACGUAAAGUGAAACAAACAUCAAACGUCAUUCCUAGAGAUUACCUGGGCAUGUUGGAGUACAAGAGAGAGGACGAACUCCGCCUCAUCCAAAACAUCAUUCUGGAUUUGAAGCCAAAAGGCGUCGUGGUCAACAUGAUCCCAAACCUGCCGGCCUUCCUGCUCUUCAUGUGUGUUCGUCACGCCGACUACCUGAACGACGAGGCCAAGAUCAAGUCUCUCAUGAGUGCGAUCAUCGGUGGCAUCAAAAAGGUCAUCAUGAGUUACGUCAAAGACUUUGAGCUGCUGUCCUUCUGGCUCUCGAACACGUACCAGAUGAUCAACUGCCUGAAGCAGUACAGUGGCGAGGAAGAGUUUCUGAAGCAGAGUACUCCCCGACAGAAGAAGAACUGCUUGCAGAACUUUGAUUUGUCGGAAUACAGGCAGAUUCUCAGCGACUUGGCCAUCCACAUCUACCACCAGUUCAUCUCAGUCAUGGAGAAGACUCUCACUCCUGCCAUUGUGCCUGGUAUGUUGGAGCACGAGAGCCUGCAGGGGAUUUCGAGCAUGAAGCCGACGGGUUUCAGGAAGCGAUCCAACAGCCUGUACGAGGAGACGGAGACCUACACCAUCUCCUCCAUCCUCCAGCAGCUGACGGGCUUUCACUCCACCAUGACCCACCACAGCAUGGACCCGGGCCUGGUGAAGCAAGCCGUCAAGCAGCUCUUCUUCCUCGUGGGCGCCGCCACGCUCAACAACAUCAUGCUUCGCAAAGACAUGUGCUCCUGCAGGAAGGGGAUGCAGAUCAGAUGCAACAUCAGUUACCUGGAAGAGUGGCUGAAGGAAAAGGAGCUGCAGAGCUCCAACGCCAUGGAUACUCUGCGGCCUCUGGCUCAGGCCGCCUGGCUGCUGCAAGUCAACAAAUCCACCGACGAGGACGCCAGCGAGAUCAUCGAGAAAUGCACCGAACUCCACCCUGUCCAGAUCAUCAAGAUUCUGAAUUCAUACACACCCAUCGACGAUUUCGAGAAAAGGGUUUCCUCUUCGUUCGUCCGUAAAGUUCAGUCACUGCUACAAGACCACGACGGCUCCGCGCAGCUCAUGCUGGACACCGAUUACCGCUUCCAGGUCAUGUUUCCCUUCUGCUCGUCGACUCAGGCUCUGGAGCUGCUGCAGGUCCCCAACAGCCUCCACCUGGACUUCCUCACCAGGAUCUGACGCAGCCAGCUUCCCCUCUUCAUCCUCCAUGACUGAGUCAAAGCACAGACGUUUGGCUGCAUUGUAUCUUUAAAUAUGUGAACCUACUCUGUAAACCAUACCCUGCAAGAGUUUAAAGCCGGAUUCUGAAGGACUAAACCACCUGAAAUGUUUUAUGCAUUGCAGAAUUAUCACAAAGAAUCAAAUGAAGAUAUA
Molecule: messenger RNA, 5499 nt
Organism: Salarias fasciatus (jewelled blenny)
Lineage: Eukaryota; Metazoa; Chordata; Actinopteri; Blenniiformes; Blenniidae
Gene: myo5c
Product: myosin VC
Exons: 40
Coding region: 79-5304 (1741 amino acids)
Biological process (GO): actin filament organization
Cellular component (GO): membrane; actin cytoskeleton; cytoplasm
Molecular function (GO): ATP binding; actin filament binding; microfilament motor activity
Source: RefSeq, a predicted model, not a curated record